AUGUGUUGUAAUUACAAGUUGAAAUGCGGAGCUGUGAAUUUUCAUGAUGAGGGAUGUGGAGGAACAGGGAUUGAGCUUUUGAAGCUGCUUGCAGGGAGAGGCAACAGGCUGCUGGUUGUGGAUUAUGACAGGAUUGCAUUGAGCAACCUGCACAGGUCUUGUAUGUUUACAAGGGCGGACGAGGGCAGAUACAAGUCUCAAAGAGCUGCUGAAGUAAUCAACGAGAUGUAUGGAGAAGAGGCUGAGUUUAUCACAAAAAGGAUACAAGAAGUAGACAUCUGCCUGCUAAGCCGAUAUGAUGCCUUGGUUUGUGCAGUGGAUAAUGUUGGUACAAGAAUGGACUUAAACUUGAUGUUUAUGAGGUCUGAAUGCAAAGUGUUGAUAGAUUGUGGAAUUGGUGGAUAUAAGGCACAUGCAAAGAUGGUGCGCAAAGGAUUGGCAUGCUUGUAUUGCAUCAAGGACCUGUAUGAAGCGAAUGAUCCUGGAAUGUGCAUGAUGAGGUCUGUGCCUGUGCAUAUUACGCCAGAAAAUAGAAAUGCAGUGCUGAGAUCGAUGGUGGAAAUCGAAAGAGAUAUGGCAUUGGACAAUAUGAGAGCUGCUGACAAGCAAGGAGCAGUUAAGAGAAUAGUUGAUUCAUUCAAUGCGAUCUCAUCGAACGAGCUGAGCACUAACGAGUUUGAGGUUUUUGGAAUGUAUGAUAGCAUAAUACCAAAUGUGUGCUUUAUUAAUUCUAUCUGUGCAAGCUUGGCAUAUGAAAUGCUGUGCUCAUCAGAGGAGGCCUAUGACUUUAUAUUCUACAGUGGAGAGAAUGAGCUGAUUAUCAAGAAGCAUCUUCUUGAAAAAGAUGAGGACUGUAUAGUAUGCAAGUAUGCUUAG
Messenger RNA from Ordospora pajunii, 876 nucleotides. Its product is annotated as putative ThiF domain-containing protein. Gene Ontology annotation, cellular component: cytoplasm; nucleus. The transcript is spliced from 2 exons. The coding region runs from base 1 to 876 and encodes 291 amino acids. The record is from RefSeq and is a predicted model, not a curated record. Gene Ontology annotation, molecular function: NEDD8 activating enzyme activity. NCBI's taxonomy places the organism in Eukaryota, Fungi, Microsporidia, Ordosporidae. Gene Ontology annotation, biological process: protein neddylation.